CCUAUUUGACCUUAGAGGGGGUAUGUACUUCCAAUUUAAUUUUCGUUGAAUUCGAAUAAAGAGAAUCGCAAAUACUAUCGAUUCGAAAAUUGGGGUGUAUAUUGGGUUUGAUGAAAAAACGGUCGAACGGGGCAAAUCAUAUUUAUGUCACUUGCUGUCGCGGGAGGACGAGUAUAUUUUAUUAUCUACCGUCGAUCUGUUAUCUACUAAUGUAACAAAUCUUGAUAUUAUCAGCGCAUUGAAUAUACUCGUCAAAUAAAAACUUAAGACAAAACAUUCAUUUUUGCAGCUUCAAAAAAUUAUUCAACUUGUUCGCACGCACCGUGCGUUGUAUAUAUCCGAUCCGAGAAUUCGAUCGCUCAUCUGCUCAGUUCAGCUAUCUGCGCGCGGCGCGGCGCGCGCGCACCAGUACCGAAGCUAAAGCUGCGGCGCAUAGAGGUAUGAGCUGGAGGGACUCGAUGCCGUACGUACAGAUGCUACGCUACAUGUGCCAUAAAUUCUCGCAUGGACAAGAGACAUCCAAAAAUGGCCCACAGACCAAAGCGGAAACGUGUAUGUAAGAAUGCAGCAGAACCCUUAUAUAUCUACUGGAUAAAGAACAAACAAGAUCCACCAGGGACUGAAGUCAAGUUUGUUAGUGAUGUUAUAGGAAAUGGACUGUUUGCUACAAAGACUUUUCAAAAGGACACCUUUAUAGUAGAGUAUGGAGGGAAGCUAUUGAGAGGAAACAAAUGCAAUGACAAGGAAGAAACAAAGAACAAUGACUACAAAUUCUACUUCAAACACAGAGAAAUAACACAUUGCAUUGAUGCCUAUGACUCGAUGACCAAUGGCAGGUAUGCCAAUGAUGCCAAGGGAUUGAAUGAAAAUGCAACUGUGCGGAAGGUGGUUGUUGACGGAAAUCCUCACCUGAUAAUCAUGUCUAAGACAGAAAUUCUUGCAGGGGAGGAAAUCCGAUAUGACUAUGGAAAUCCAAAUGCUCCAUGGAGAGCGAGUAUUAAUAUCAGCAAGGCACCAGAGCCUACAGCAGCCGACACCCUGAUUCAGGAUACUGUCAUGUCACCUGUUGAGCCUGUUCAAGUCAUUAGCAAGGCACCAGAGCCUACACCAGCCGACACCCUGAUUCAGGAUACUGUCACAUCACCUGUUGAGCCUGUUCAAGUCAUUAGCAAGGCACCAGAGCCUACACCAGCCGACACCCUGAUUCAGGAUACUGUCGCGUCACCUGUUGAGCCUGUUCAAGUCAUUAGCAAGGCACCAGAGCCUACACCAGCCGACACCCUGAUUCAGGAUACUGUCACGUCACCUGUUGAGCCUGUUCAAGUCAUUAGCAAGGCACCAGAGUCUACACCAGCCGACACCCUGAUUCAGGAUACUGUCACGUCACCUGAUGAGCCUGUUCAAGUCAUUAGCAAGGCACCAGAGCCUACACCAGCCGACACCCUGAUUCAGGAUACUGUCACGUCACCUGUUGAGCCUGUUCAAGUCAUUAGCAAGGCACCAGAGUCUACACCAGCCGACACCCUGAUUCAGGAUACUGUCACGUCACCUGUUGAGCCUGUUCAAGUCAUUAGCAAGGCACCAGAGUCUACACCAGCCGACACCCUGAUUCAGGAUACUGUCACGUCACCUGAUGAGCCUGUUCAAGUCAUCAGCAAGGCACCAGAGCCUACAGCAGCCGACACCCUGAUUCAGGAUACUGUCAUGUCACCUGUUGAGCCUGUUCAAGUCAUUAGCAAGGCACCAGAGCCUACACCAGCCGACACCCUGAUUCAGGAUACUGUCACAUCACCUGUUGAGCCUGUUCAAGUCAUUAGCAAGGCACCAGAGCCUACACCAGCCGACACCCUGAUUCAGGAUACUGUCGCGUCACCUGUUGAGCCUGUUCAAGUCAUUAGCAAGGCACCAGAGCCUACACCAGCCGACACCCUGAUUCAGGAUACUGUCACGUCACCUGUUGAGCCUGUUCAAGUCAUUAGCAAGGCACCAGAGUCUACACCAGCCGACACCCUGAUUCAGGAUACUGUCACGUCACCUGAUGAGCCUGUUCAAGUCAUUAGCAAGGCACCAGAGCCUACACCAGCCGACACCCUGAUUCAGGAUACUGUCACGUCACCUGUUGAGCCUGUUCAAGUCAUUAGCAAGGCACCAGAGUCUACACCAGCCGACACCCUGAUUCAGGAUACUGUCACGUCACCUGUUGAGCCUGUUCAAGUCAUUAGCAAGGCACCAGAGUCUACACCAGCCGACACCCUGAUUCAGGAUACUGUCACGUCACCUGAUGAGCCUGUUCAAGUCAUUAGCAAGGCACCAGAGCCUACACCAGCCGACACCCUGAUUCAGGAUACUGUCACGUCACCUGUUGAGCCUGUUCAAGUCAUUAGCAAGGCACCAGAGUCUACACCAGCCGACACCCUGAUUCAGGAUACUGUCAUGUCACCUGUUGAGCCUGUUCAAGUCAUUAGCAAGGCACCAGAGCCUACACCAGCCGACACCCUGAUUCAGGAUACUGUCACGUCACCUGUUGAGCCUGUUCAAGCCUACAGCCCAUCUCAAGUCAUUAGCAAGGCACCUUAUGAGUCUAUUUCAGCAUGCAACCAGACUGAGAAUGAUAACAGUAGGACAACAGAUAAAUCUAGUCCAAACUGCACUCUAACAGAUGAUACGAGCAUCGGUGGCUCAAGUGACGAAAAUACCAAUGACUGCGAUGGAAUGUUCACAAUCAAACGGCGGCAUUUGGAAAGUUUUACAGAUGAUGAGGACCGUGACCCUGACUAUAUCCCGUCUGACUGUUCUAACAUUCAAUCUGAUUCUGAAGGGAGCAUUGAAUUUCCCCUCACCACAGCGAAACCAAGUGUGGAAAGUCGUCAGUGCAAUGAAGACAAGAGCAUUGCUUCUGACACUUCUCAUCAGGAGAAUAACUCUGCAAGUGAUAGAAAGAAACAUUACAAGAAACCCUACCGUUUCUGUAUAUAUUGUAAAAUUUUUAGAAGCAAGCUUUCUGAUCACCUCAAGAAGAAACAUAGUGAUGAACCUAGGGUCAAAUAUGCACUCUCUCUGCCUAAAGGCGAAAGAGAUGUUGAAUUUGCGAAUAUAAAGAAAGAGGGAACAUUUGUAGUUAACAAAAGGAGAGUGAAAGAAAAUGAAGCAUCUUUUGAGCGUGAAAGGGGGCCUAGCAGCUUAUCUCCAGAUGAUAUUGUCAUAUGUGGCACAUGUUCUGGUGCCUACGCCUCCAGUUACAUCAGAAAACACAAACGACUGUGCAUGAGGAAAAGUGAUGCAAGCAAGCCUGCUGGAAAAAUUCCUAUAACUCUUCUUAAGAUACCAGAUCCAGACAGUGAUUUUGCCUAUGAGAUUUUGGGCAAAUUUAGGAAAGAUAAAGUGGGGAGGAUAUGUCAGGAGGAUCCAGUGCUACUUGAAAUAGGGAAGAGACUCUGGUCCAAGCAGAAGAAAAAAGUGGACAAGAAGGUCCAAGUCAAGAGGUCAGUAAUGACAGAUAUGCGUAGGUUAGCCUCACUGUAUGUGAUAUUUGAAGAGAUGCAGGAGACAUUAGGUACCCUACCGAUAAAGGCAAACAACAUCUCAGAUAUGAUGCAGCGUGCAAAUUUUCGCCAUCUGGAAGAAGCUUUGGAACGAUAUACAGAGAGAAAUGAAGAAACUGACAGUGUCACCGGUGUCAAAGCAGGACUGAAACUUGGGAUCUACUAUCUACUCAAGUCAGCUGCGAAAAUACUGAAAGCCACAUAUUUGAUGGAUGACAAUGACAGAGCAGCUGAGGAUUUGGACAGAUUCACAGCAGUACUUGAAUUACAGCAUAACCACAUGUUUGGUGAUGCCACAUACCUCUUAAACAAGAGAAGAGAAGAGAAACUGAGAAGACCCAGUGACCAGCCCCUCGAAACUGACAUCAAAGCGAUCAGAAACUACACUACGGAGACGAUUAACGACAUUGUCAUGGAUGAGUUUAAAUUCAUUGACAAACACAAGUUCGUUGAGCUCCGCGAUUGUGUUGUCACAAGGUUGACCCUUUUUAAUGCAAGAAGGGGAGGAGAACCCAGUAGGUUGCACGUAUCCCACUGGAAGGAUGCAAAAAACGGCGUCUGGCUUGACCAGCAGCAAUUAAAUAAUCUAGAUCCGAUAGACAGACGUCUAGCACAAGAACUGAAAGUAGGCUACCAAACAGGCAAGGGGAAGCAUUUGGUGCCUAUCCUCUUUCCCAAAGACACACAUAUUGCUCUUGAUCAACUUAUCAGCGAAGAUGUGAGAUCUGCUGCUUCAGUGAGAGAAGACAAUACUUACCUGUUUCCCACAACCGGCACAUCAGAUGGGCAUGUGUCUGGAUGGCAUGCGCUAGACAAUGUCUGUGAGAAGGUACAUCUUGAAAACAGGCGCACAAUUACUGCUACAAAGAACAGACAUAGGAUAAGUGUCUUGUUUGCACUUGCUGAUGUUCCAGAAGCAGAGCGAGGCUUCAUAUUUAAGCAUCUCGGCCAUUCUGCAGAAACAAAUCGUAACAUCUACCAAGCGCCACUGGCUGUGAAAGAGAUAACUGUCGUGGGAAAACAGCUUCAGAACAUGGAUGGUUCAGGUGGCAGCAUGGGAGGAUCCUCAGCUGGGCGUGGGUCAUCCAGUGGUGGGUUGAUUUCAAGUACUUCAUCUACCAGCGCGGGUUUUGAUUUAUCUACUUCUGCAAGUAGUUCAUUCCAUGGAGAAGGUGACAACAUGGAAAGACCUGCUGCGACCAGAUCCAAUACAUCAUCUAAAGCUGAAUCGGUGACAAGUUCAUCAGAUACCGGUUUCAGUUGCAGCCAGCCUGCUCCUUCAAACAGUGGCAACCUGUCCGAUGCUUCAGCCAGUUUUUCACGGGUCGAGAAAGAGCGCAAGUACACAAGGUGGGCAAGGGAAGAACAAAGGAAGGUGGAAGAACAUUUUCGACUCUAUAUCCGCGGAGAAGCCCCCAAGAAACUUCCAGGGAAGAGAGAGAUCAUGGAAUUCCUGCGAGCGAACCCAUCAUUCCCUCACCCCUACGGUACAGUACGGAACAAACUCAUGAAUGAUGUGUAUAAUAAAAGGGAAAAGAAGUCACUUGAGAUACAUUGAACUUUUGCUGCCAGUUCUUUAGAAACCAUUGGCCAAAGAGAGUUAAGGAAUAAUCAAAAUGGAAAACCGUGUCUUGAACCUGGUUUUCAUAUUUUGGGGAAAAAAGAGACACAGGAAGACCCCUGCUUGACCGAGUUUGCCCAUAGGUAGAGACAUAAUAGAAAUACAUAUGAUUGAAAAUCAUCUUCAGCUCUCUGCCUUUGCACAAAAUCUUGGUGAAAGAUUUCUUCCCGCCCCUCCCAAAUACGGCCGGAAAAGACAAGUUUGCCGGGGGGGGGGGGUCAAAAUUGGAUGAUGACAUGUUAUGUAUAGUAGUCUCGAUUCACUUCAUCGAUUUAUCCAAUUUACUUGAUGCAAAUGGAUCCUAAAUUGAUUCACAAAAUCGCAAAAACAGUCACAAAUUGAUACUCUAAUGGAGUUGAAAAAUAGAUAUAAUGACCAUAGAUAAUGACAGAUUCAUGACAUUUCCUCACGUAACUUUCCAUAAAAAGUGUUAUAAACUGCAAGUUUGAUGUCCCCUUUUGAAACGAACCGUCAUAAUUUAUUCAGGACACAACAAUAACACUGUAUUUAUCGGUCAAGAAUGUAGAGCAUCUUCAUGAAGAAUAGGGCAUUCCAGCUAAGAGUGAAUGGAAAGCCGACGAGGCCGGUGAACUGAACAAUAGCAUGGCACGUUUGGUGAAUAAAUUAGGAGCAUCGGCAAAUUCUGUCAAAAAGCGAUCACCAAAUUUAAUAUACAUUCAUAGCACAGCUUGUAUAUAUAAAUCCAGCCAUUGGGGGAAUAAACAUCGUUAUAAUCCAUAUCAUGAGGGGAAUUUGGCGUUUAGAGAAAUUUCAUAAAAUGACAUUUAGUUGUAUGUUCCCUUAUCUGAGCUUGUCAUGUUUAG
Messenger RNA from Strongylocentrotus purpuratus (purple sea urchin), 5987 nucleotides. RefSeq lists its product as uncharacterized. Gene Ontology annotation, molecular function: protein binding. The record is from RefSeq and is a predicted model, not a curated record. Bases 505 to 5100 code for a protein of 1531 amino acids. Lineage: Eukaryota; Metazoa; Echinodermata; Echinoidea; Camarodonta; Strongylocentrotidae. The transcript has 9 exons.